Lottia gigantea (owl limpet) is the source of this 14004-nucleotide messenger RNA. RefSeq lists its product as hypothetical. The record is from RefSeq and is a predicted model, not a curated record. Bases 1 to 12636 code for a protein of 4211 amino acids. Lineage: Eukaryota; Metazoa; Mollusca; Gastropoda; Lottiidae. Gene Ontology annotation, molecular function: ATP hydrolysis activity; ubiquitin-protein transferase activity. The transcript has 78 exons.
AUGGAGUUUUUAACACAAAAAUGCAUGGUAGAGCUUACUAUGGUAUUUUCUAAAAUAGAAGAUUAUUAUAGAGGACUAUUAAAAGGGGAGAUAACAAGAGAGGAAAUGAUACUGAUUACUGAAAAAUCAGACAGAAUGAAAAUUCUUUUUCAAAUAGUCGUGAAAGAUGAAAAGAUAGAUUUGGUAUUAAAUGUACGUCAGAAAGAGAUAACUGGUUUACAGGAUUAUUUUGAUCAGCUACAAUCAAUGUUGAAUAUUGCCAGAUUAGUUUUUAAAGAUGAUAAUCAGUUUAGUGAAGAGUACCAUACAGUGAUUACAGACUCCCCUGAUAAGCCAUUAAACCAACUUUAUACAACUCUGGUAGAAUUUGAAAAUGUUGACUUAGACAAUUAUACACCAUCUAUCAAUCCUCUCCAUCUCCCUCAAUCUCUAUUAGACAUCCUACCAAAUAUUCACACUCUAGAAGAUAGUCAGCUCUUUCUUAAUGUAUGGAAAGAAAAUGCAAGAAAGGAAGAAGAUGGAAAUUUAUUUGAAAGAAUUGAAACAGCAUGGAAUAAUUCAUAUAAAGAAUGGAUGCAAUUUCGCAAAGAUUUUGAAUCGGGCAACAUUUCUUUCCAAAAUUUUGGGAAAUAUGUCUUUUUUUUGGAGAAUGAGAAACAUUUAAAGUCUGAGCUAGAUAAAGUCUUUCAAAAUGAAGAAUUGAUACAGGAGAGAUGGAAACAAUAUGAAACUUUUGAAACUAUAACAACUUGUCAAAGAGCGAGUACUGUCAUUAUGGAUAUUAAGGAUAUGUUGAAAAUGACUGUUGAUUUUUCCAUAUGCACAAAAAUAAAAUCAAUAGGAGCUAACAAUAAAUUAGCCAUGAAGGAAAUAGAUGUAUCAUUAUUGAAUAUGGUUGGUAAAAUGAAGGAGUUAGGGAAAGAGAAACUUGAGUUGUUACAAAGCUUUAGAAAGUCUGAGAGUGUAGUGAAUUGGUUGAAAGAAACUAUGAAAGAUGGACUCAAAGAAUUAAAAGUUUUUGUUGAUUUAGCGUUUAUAUCUGCUGGUGAGGGUGAUCUAGAAAUAGAUCGUGUCAACUGUUUCCAUACUGUAACAUCUACUUUUGCACCAUUGAUAUUUGAUUUGACUGCUAAAAGUAACUUUGAAACAUUCAUGGGGAAGUGUGAUAUGAUAUUUAAAGACAUGGACUCUGAUGGUCUUAAAAAACUCUCAGAAAAAUUGUUGGAUACUAAUAGACAGUUAGAAUGGUUUAAAGCUGUAAGACAGUCCCAUGGUUCAGUGGAAGUAACAUCUUUAGAACAAGCUGAAAUGAUUGUGUCUCAUGGUAUAUACAAGAUUAACCCUCCAACAAAAUCAAGACAGACUAAACUAGAAAUUCAAACAGUUUUGUCAUUGAACGUGUCAAGCAAUGCGGGUGAGAAAGAAAUGUUAAAUGAUGGUAAAUAUUCUUUUGAAAAGUUAAUGGACUUGCAAAGUCGUCUCAUGUUGGUUGCUGGACAAGCUGAAAAAGGAAGAGAAAGAGUUGAAGCAUUCACAUCGACCUUAGAUGGAGCUGUAAGAUUAGCCAAGACUUAUGUGAAAUUGUGUAGUGAUGGUUGUGUGUUUUUUAACUCCUGGAGAGCUGAAUUUCUAUGUGACGACACCACAGCAAAUUGUGCCCGUCUGGUUUUUGGUAAUAAUCAUCUGCUAACUGGACACAGACAUCCUGACACUGUGGAAACAUUUGUUGCUCAGGUUGCCAAUUUUCUGGAAGAAUGUCAUGAAGAUUGGCUGUCCUAUCUUAGAAAGAAAAGGCAGGAAUAUUUAGAAUUAAACUAUUACACUGUUGAACAGUUAGUUUUUCUGCAACAAGAGAUUAUCAAAGUGGGAACAGACGAACCAAAUAAACUGAUAUAUCCGCUCUUAUCUUUUUUAAAAGAAGACUGUUGUGAGAAAGAUUUGCAAGAAGCUAUGAAAUCGGCACAAGAAGAAGUUCUUAAUAAAGACAAGAAAGAGGAAAAACCAGUUGACCCUAUUGUGUGUUCUGAUGAAGAAAUUCAAAUGAAGUUUAUAGAUGCUAUGGAAAAUAAUGGGUUCACCAGAGAACUUGCUCUACAAGCUUAUAUAGCAGUAAAUGAUAAAGAAGACAUUGAUGCUGGACUAGGAUACUGUUUGGACCAUGUAGAUAGUAUUGAAGAAAGUUGUAUUGAUGAUGAAGAAGAUACCAGUAGAAGAUUUGCAGGAUGGAGUACUGGAGCUGGAUCAAUAGAAAAUAAUAUCGGACAUUUGCUGAAAAAUAUACCAAGAUCAGAUAGAAUCACAUGUAAAGAAUUGAUACAUAAUUUUAAGAAGAUAUGGAGUGAAUUUUUAAUGAAAGUGUCAUCAAGUGUAUCAGACUAUCUUAGUUUAGAGCAUCUUGGAAUAAUCUUGAAAAAAUUGGCUAAUUCAGAAGGGCUGUCAAUCAGAAGAAACCUUCCAGCUGGUUUAACUUUAGGUCAACCAAAUUUGAUUGUUUGUCCGAAUGAUGAUAUGUUGAACUGUUUAACUUAUAUGUAUAUGCAUCCUGGAGAUCAACCCUUACCUAAACCUGAUGAAGUUCUGAUUUGUUCAAAAGACACAAAGUUUGAUGAGGUUGAUAUCUUUCUAAGAAGAGCUUUUUAUGAUUCUUAUAAUAAGAUACAUUGUUUGGCUUUUGCUGAUUAUUUAGACUAUACAGUGGGUGAUAAAUGUGAAAAAAGACUUAUAGAAUAUGUUCAGGAAUGUAAAGGAAGGAAUUAUAAAUUUGUGGUGUUGUGUACUCAAGAAAAUGAAUUAAAGACAAAGUUAGUUGGUGCUUUAGAAAACUAUAGAAGUCCCCCACCAAAAAUUUGUACUUCAAAACUUAUCAGUUGCUAUUUAUCUGAACAAUUUACAAAAGCUAUACCAGAGUCUGCCAGUGUGGUUGAUUUUUCAAGGUCCUUGGUGCGAGUAAUUAAAUCUGAAAGAGCUGGUGUUGGUAAAACUUUAUAUAAAACAAGACUAGUAGAAAAAUUAUCUGAACAUCAGGGUAGAAAUAAAGAGAUUAGUUUAACAAUACCAUUGUUUGAAAAAGAAGUGAAUGUAUCAGAUAUAACAGAUAGAUUAAUGAAAUAUACUAGACACCCUGGUCAUAUUCAACCAAUGAUCUUUCAUUUGGAUAUUUCUUCUGAGGUUCUUGAUGGAGUUGAUUUUUUCCUGUAUAAUUUGUUGAUAUUAGGAUGUAUCAGGAAUAAAGAUGGCUAUGUUUGGAAAAAAUCAGAUCAUGAUUUAUAUCUUAUUGAAAAUAUUUCUUUCAAUAAUCUACAAGGAGAAAAGAAGCUGCACAAAAGUAUUCAUCACAUAUUCGAUAUUUUACCAAAUGUUAGAUGUUGGUCACCAACUGAAACACUUUCAAUUCUCAAAGGAAAUACUCCAAAAGGGUAUGCAGAGAAUGACAGUGUUUUUGAUAAAACAGAGUUUAAAAAGGAAGUAUUUCAAAGACCAUUUCACUAUCUUGAUAGUUUAGACAGGAAUUUAGCAUUAGAUACCUUUGAAAAACAACGAGAACCAUCAAAAGAAAAUAUUGCGUCAUGUUUAGAUGUUUUACUCAGGCAUUGUGGCAUAGAAGAUCCAUCAUGGGCUGAAAUUCAUCAUUUUGCAUUGUUCCUAAACACACAAUUAAAAGAUUGGGAAACAUCAACUUUUUGUGGUGGUUAUGUUGCUGAAGAUUUUCCUGGAUUUGCCAAAUUUGUUCUCCUUUUUUCCAUUGAAAUGUCCAGGGAUUUUGCAACAAGAUCAUUGAAGAUGAGUGAAGAAACACCAUUACAAAAACUUGAAUCAAGAGAUGAAAAUGAUGAUAAUAGUGAAUUGACUAAGUUUCAGAUAAAGAGACACUGGGAAUCAAGUCCUCAUCCCUAUAUAUUUUUUAAUCCUGAUCAUCAUACUAUGACCUUCCUGGGAUUUAAUAUUGACCGAAAUACUGGUAACCUAGUGGAUCAACAAAAUGGUCAGAUCAUUAAGCCAAAUCUUAUGCCAAAAAAUUUAUAUGAUAGUUUAGAUAGAAACAGAGCACCUUUAAAUGAAAAUUUUCAGCAGUUACCAAGGUUAGAAGCCAUAUCUAAACUAUGUCUUGUUAUGGGAAUUGAAAGUCUAUAUGAUCCAGAUCCAUCCUAUGAAUUAACACCUGACAAUGCCAAGAAGAUACUAGCAAUUUAUAUGAGAUUUAGAUGUAAUAUACCAGUUAUAAUAAUGGGAGAAACUGGCUGUGGUAAAACUAGAUUGGUUAAGUUUAUGUGUUCACUGCAAUGCCCAGUUGGUACUGAUGUUCAGAAUAUGAUUCUUAUGAAGGUUCAUGGAGGAACAACUCCCCAGAAUAUCAUAGAGAUGGUUGAUAAAGCAACUGAAAUAGCCACUGCUAAUGCAAAUGAAUAUGGUGACCACUUUUAUACUGUAUUGUUUUUUGAUGAAGCUAAUACUACAGAAUCUAUAGGCCUGAUAAAGGAAAUAAUGUGUGAUGGUACAAUGAAUGGAAAGAAAUUUAAUCAGUAUAAAACUUUAAAGAUUAUAGCAGCAUGUAACCCAUACAGAAAACAUACAGAUGAAUUGAUUAAACGUUUAGAAAACGCGGGUUUAGGAUACCAUGUUGAUGCUGACGCUACCACUGAUAGAAUGGGCCGUGUACCCAUGAGAAGACUAGUGUAUAGAGUACAACCACUACCAGCUAGUAUGUUACCAUUAGUAUGGGACUUUGGUCAGUUGAAUACUACGAUAGAAAACUUAUAUAUUCAGCAAAUGGUGCAACGUGCGAUUGAUGAAGAAGAGUUAGGUGAUAUGCCUAAGUUAAAAGAAACCCUCAGUAGUAUUCUAGUAGCAUCACAAGAUUUUAUGAGAUCACAAAAUAAUGAAUGUAGUUUUGUAAGUUUACGAGAUGUAGAAAGAGUGCUAACUGUAAUGUGCUGGCUUCUACAACAAGCUGAUGAAGGAGAUUUAUUUGAUAAGAUUAAAGGUGAUGAGAAUGAUGAUGAGGAGUGGGGAGAAAAGACUAAUGAUGAUGAGGAAGAAGAUGAUGAAGAAGAAGACGAAAUGGUCAAUGAUAUAACCAUAGCCUUGAUACUGGCUUUAGCUGUGUGUUAUAGAUCAGGCUUAAGGUCAAGAGAUGAAUUUGACAAGGAAAUUAUUAAAACGUUCAAACCACCAUUUUAUUUACCUGAUGGUAUUAAAGAAUAUCAGAGAAUUAUUGACAGAUGUCAAGAAAGUUUCUUAGAAGAUGUUGAUUUGGGUACAAAUAUUGCUAAAAACCAUGCCUUGAAAGAAAAUAUUUUUUUGAUGGUUGUUUGCAUGGAACUAAGAAUACCUUUAUUUCUGGUUGGUAAACCUGGCAGCUCCAAGUCACUGGCUAAAACUAUAGUAGCGGAUGCUAUGCAAGGAAACUCAUCCAGAUCUGAAUUCUUCAAAAAUUUUAAACAGACUCACAUGGUUUCAUUUCAAUGUAGUCCUCUUUCAACUGCUGAUGGUAUAUUGAGUACUUUCACUCAAUGUGCCAAAAUACAAAAAGAUAAAAAUCUUGAUGCAUUUGUUGCUACAGUUGUAUUAGAUGAAAUUGGAUUGGCAGAAGAUUCAUCUAAAAUGCCUUUAAAGACGCUCCAUCCUUUACUAGAAGAUGGCUGCCAAGGAAAUGAGAAAGCUGAACCUUUCAUGAAAGUUGGUUUUAUUGGCAUUUCAAAUUGGGCUUUGGAUCCAGCUAAAAUGAAUCGAGGUAUAUCAGUACAAAGAGAAAUUCCCGAUGAUGAAGAACUUAUGAAUACAGCAGAUGGUAUAUGCUCCAGCUCUAAGACAGUACACAACAGAAUAACUCCUGUAUUAUCCGACUUAGCAAAAUCAUACUUAAGUAUAUUUGAAAAAGCAAGAGAAAAGAGAGAAUUCUUUGGAUUGAGAGAUUUUUAUAGUUUGGUUAAGAUGGUGUAUGGAUUUGCUGAGGAAUUCGAUAAAACUCCAUGUUGGCAUCAACUUGAACAUUGUAUAAAAAGAAAUUUUGGUGGUCUAGAUACUAUUGAUGCUGUAAAAGUUUUCAAAGAUAAUUUGAAAAAUGUCAGUACAGAGGAAAAGCCUCAUGAAAAUGAUCCUGAUUGUAGUGCAUUGGGACUGAUAGAAGCUGGGUUGUUUGGAAAAAGUUCUCAAAGUGAUAGCAGAUAUCUGCUUCUGCUGACAGAAAACUAUGGUGCAUUAGGUAUUUUACAAGAACAAAUAUUGCAGAAACAUCGUGUUCAAACAAUAUUUGGUUCAAGUUUUCCAAGAGACCAGGAAUAUACACAAGUCUGUCGCAAUAUCAACAGAAUUAAAGUCUGUAUGGAAACUGGUAAUACAGUUAUAUUGUUAAAUUUAGAGAAUUUAUAUGAAAGUUUAUAUGAUGCCUUAAAUCAAUAUUAUGCAAAAUUUGGCGGUGAAAGAUACGUUGAUCUAGGUUUAGGUUCACAUCGUGUCAAAUGUCGUGUACAUAAAAACUUCAGACUAAUUGUUGUCGCUGAAAAGAAGGUUGUUUAUGAAAAGUUUCCAAUUCCACUGAUAAAUCGUUUAGAGAAACACUUUCUGACACUUGAUAAUAUAAUGACAAAAGAACAGGCUGAGGUUACUCAAAAGCUUAAAGAUUGGGCUAGUAAACUGUCUCAAACUGAGAGAUACUAUUUAAGAAAUAAAGAUAAAGGAAAAGUAGAAGAAGCUUUCAUGGGUUAUCAUUCUGAUGCUGCAGCAGCCAUUGUUUUAAAGCUGUGGAAUGAUUCAGACCAACAAAACAUAUUUGAACUAUGUAAGAAAGAAUUGUUAUGGUGCAGUACCCCUGAAGCUGUUUUACAAGCAGAGAACAGCCCCAUAGCAGCAGAGAAAGAUUUCUUGAAUCAUGUUUAUUUUGUUGAACAACAACAUACUGAUAUAUUUUCCUAUGUUUUACCAAGGAUCCAAGGUUCAAACACAUUAUUUGCUCAGAUAACAACACAUUCAACUUUAUUAACAGAUGAAGAAAAAAAAGCCUUUCUACUUCCACUCAGAAAUAUUCUGUUAUUAAAUCUGCAGUCCUUUGAUACUGAACAACAAUUCUGUCAACAAAUCAAAAAUUUUGGUCAGAGCUGUACUGAGGGGAAUAAAAUAUUGAUUAUACAAUGUGACAGUCAUGGUGGUACUACAAAUUUAGUAAAGAGUGCUCAAUAUUGUGUUGAUGAUAAUUUACCGAAGUAUCUAAAUAAUUAUCAUGUAAUAUUCAUAGUUCAACUUGAUAGAAUGACACAACAACAAUUUACUGGUUAUCAGGGUGGUAAAUGGCAUUGUUUACAUAUAGACGAUCUUCGUCCCAUUGCUAAUAUUGGUGCCAAUUUGAUGCAAAUGAAGCAGAAUUCUGUAGCAGUAUUAUUCAAGCGGGAGAAAGACAUGGAAGAUUCGCUUUAUGAAAAAAUGGUGGCCAGUCCAUCUAGUGACAGUGGUUUGGAGCUGGAAUCUAUAAAUAUAAGUCUUGAAGAUUCUGAUGUUAGGAAAAAUGAUGGUUGUGACAUGUAUUUAACAGAUGAAUAUUUUCAUUCUAAAGUCGUGUCAUGUAUCCAAGCAGCUGUUGGUCGUGUGAAAGAUAAUAAUGAUACACUAUCCAGACCAACUCAACGAGUUUCAAUAUUGAUUACACUUCUUAAAGAUCAUGGACAUGAAAGUGAAUUCAGUAAAGGAAUAAGAUCCAUUGUAAGUCGGUUACUAAUGGAGAAGGAGAAUGAAAGAGGUGGUUCUCAAGUGUCUAGCAGGUGGCUAGUGUCUGAAGUUUGUAAAUCAGAUAAGAUUCAAAAAACAGGAACCUUCAGACGGGCUAUUGGACAGUAUUUUGAAGAAAAGAUCACACCUAUUCUGGCUGGAACUGUAGCCCUAUUGGAUAAGAAUUUAAACAUGGAUAUUAUUAAAGAAACCAAUGGAUGGAAAGAGAAAUUAUGGUUAGAUAUCCUAAACAGAAACAACUUGUUAGAUUUGAAAUAUUCAAAUUUCAUUUCAAGAGAAAAUUCUGAAGUUUUGAAUGAAUUUGUUGUAAACAACACAGGCUAUGGACAGAGAUGUUUUCAAUCUAGUUUUCCUUUUUCCUGGCUGUAUGUUGAUUUGAUAGAGAAGACUUUGACAUCUUUAGAGUAUAAAUCUGAAGAUGAACAAGGUGGUGACAUUGUUAAACAUGCAUCUGACAUUAUAAAUUGUGAUCAAGAAUUAGUUUCUCUUCUUACAAAUAUGAAUAUAACAGAUGAAAUAAAAAAAGACAUGUACAUAUCUUAUAUCGGAGACUUUAUUCAGAUGAAGUAUGGUAAUUUCAAUGAAAGUCUUCAAAAGGUAAUAAUGGAACUAUUGAUUACUGCUUUAAAUCAAUGUGAAUAUUAUGCUGAAAAAAUGGAUAUUUGUGAGGUUUUGGUUGCUGUACAUUAUGUAUAUCUAAUAACUAAAAUUAGAAUACAACAAUUAAUAGAGAUAGCUUAUAUUUAUCCUGAUGUGAUAGGAAUUAUUCAACAACAACUAGAGAAGAAUGGUGGACAUCCAUUACUUGACAACAGAGUAAUGACAAUUGAUGUCAUGGCUCUGUCAAUACUGUUAGAAAGUUUAGAACCAGAAAAAAAACAGUUGACUUCACCAGAAGGAAGAAAGGAAUGGUUUGAAAGAGCAUGUAAAUAUUUAACAGUUACUGAGAAAAUCUUAGAUAGUUCUGAAGAACAGAAUGGACUAGAAUAUUCACCAAUCUGUAAAGAAUUCCUUCUGCGAAUAAGAUGCUUGUGGACCAGAAUAAUGACUAUAAAACUUUUCAUAGAACAUUUUUCAUCUGAAUCUAAUAAGAAAACUGAUCAAUCUAUAAGAUGGCAAAUGUUAUGGAUGCAAUUGACAGAGAAUGCUGACUUACACAAAAUUGAAUGUUUGCAAAAAGUUGAAAAAUUCCUUAAAAUGAUAAAUAGUUCAGUUUUGAAAAAGUUGUUAGGAGAUAUAGGAAAAUGUUCAAAGUGUGGCAAUCCAUUUGAAUCGACCCCACUGCAAUUACCCUGCCAACAUAAAGUAUGUGAUAGUUGCUAUAAUGAUAUUAGAAAAGAUGUAUAUAAAGUUUGUCCUGAGUGUCAGAAAGUGAUUCCUUCAGAAUUUGAUAAUCAAAUACAAAGGUCUAAUGACAGUGAUGAUCAAAAUGAAAUAAAAAACUUUCAAAGGAAUUGUAACUCAUUUUUGAUGGCCUUGGUAUCAAAACUGUGUUUCACAUCAAAUCAGCCUCCUGAACCUGCAGUGAUAGAGAAGCUAAUGGAAUAUAUUGCUAUAAAUAUACGUCCUACAUCCACAUCAUCCACACAUAUACAGACCAAACCAAUGAGUGUGUUCACUAAUGUGAUUGAUCCCACACCAGUUUGUAGACUGUUCUUGUUAAAGUUGUUAGCAAAGAAAAGUUUUGAUGUAGUUGAAAGUUACCUCCAGAAAUAUUUUGAAUAUGCCCAACAUGUAAUAGAACAAGAGGCAGAUGUACCAAAGAAACAACUUUUUGUUGAAUUUUGUUUCCUAGUUUGCCAAUGCUUAGAGGAUAUGUUGUAUGAAAGAAGUUUAGACUCUGUUGACCAAUAUAAAGAUGAAAUACAGACAGCUACUCAGUAUUUAGAUAGAGCUGCGCUAUACCUACUGGAUAACUGUGAAGUAAUUGGGAAGUUAAACCAUAUUUCAAGGUGCCGAUUUGGUUUGGAUAUCACAGCAAAAUACCUUAAUAUGUGUUGCAAAACAAAAAGAGUACCAAACGCAGAUAUGAAGAGACUUUUCAAAGCAGCUAAAGACGUGUUGAACAUUGAACCUAACUGGAUGUGGCCAAAGAAAUACUUAAUAAAGCAAAUCUGUCGAAUGUAUGGAACAGAUAUUUAUACCACACUCAUGGAUGAUGAUCAAUUUAAAUGGAUUGGUUUUGAAAAUAAAGAGCCUUUAGUUCAAGAUAGAUUUAUAAUAUAUGGUGAAAACUAUCUAAAUAUUAGAAAACAGUUAUCAUUAGUUGAUAUGGGAUCCAAUGUUAAACAACUCAAUGAGUUAAAGGGGAAAGCUGACUGGGAAAUCAUGUUUGUAAUGGCUCUUUUAAAUAAAGUACCAACAUUUCAAAGUCAGAUGUUUGAGAAACUGAAGCCAUUUAUAGAGAAGAAUAUGAAGAAAGAAAAAGACUUGAAAGAACUAGCACUAACAAUAUUGUCAUCAGAACAGGGUUCUAGUCCAUUAUUCAGUGUAAGAUGUACCAGUUUAGUUGAAACUAAGAAUAUAGAAUACUUAUUAUGUCAUUGGUUAUUAGCAUUAAAAUCAACUCCAGAAAAUACAAUUCUACAACCAUUAGUUAAUUUAGUGUUUAAUACAACGACUAUGAGGGAUUCCUUUCUGCCUACAAUGCCUGAAGAAGAUCGAGAAAAUUUGAAUUUACUUCAUUCUGUAUUGAAACAGAAAGAAUCAACAGCUGUUGUUUACCGUUGCCCAAACGGACAUCCUUAUGUUAUUGGAGAUUGUGGAAGACCAUAUACAAAAUCGAAGUGUAAUGAAUGUGCACAAGAUAUAGGUGGUCAAUCUCAUAAUGCAUUGGCUCGUAAUGUCUUAGAUUCAGGAACUGCAGAUAGUACAAAGAAAGGUCAUAUAUUAGGUUAUGCUGAUCAAAGAUCUAACAUUUCAACACCAGAAAGAUCAUUAUCACCAGUUAUGUGUUCUAUAGUAAGAUUGUUGACUCAUAUGUCUCUGUAUUUAUCAUCCAAACGAAAUCAGCGGGAAGUAAAGCAACUGGUAGAAGAAAGAUAUGUAAGUGGGAAUAUUGAGGAGUUUUUCUUACAUCACAUACAGAAAGAUAUUGGUGUAUUACAACAUACCUUAAAUAAGAGUAGUGAUGAUAUAUUUCUCUUAAUGAAUAUAGUCUGUAAACAUCUCAUAUUGCAUCUUCCCUCAGAUAAGAUUGAUAGAAAUAAGGUUAUUUUGAACACAAAAGAUGCUAGAGGUCGAUGGGAAAACAGAAUGAAUAAGGCUUUAAAACCAGUUGUACAAGACUUGGACUCCCAGUUAAGAAAAGGCAAUGAGGAUAUAAUCAGUAAUGAUUCAGGUGCUGAUGAAUUAUUGGCUAUUGUCUAUGAAAAAGACAUUGAUGAAGAAACUGAUAUCAAUAAUCUACAGUAUAAUAGUAUUAUAUGGAAAUAUAGAGAGAGAAUAACCAUUCAACACUUCUUGAGAAAUUUCCAAUUACAGAUUAUUGAUAAGGAGAAAGAGGGACAAUCUUUCAAGAUAAUUAGACUCUUUAAACAGGAGCUGCACCAUUUACAAGUUCAGCGUUUUCUACCAUCUAUAAUCAAAUUGCUUCAUGUCUUAAUGCAGAAAUUCUGUAGAAAAAUAGACCGUGGGGAGGCAAGUAAUAUUUCUAUGGAAGAAGUCUUUAAGAAAGAAUUCACAGAUAAUGGAGAGGUUCUAGAGUAUUUUGACAAUUUUAUUCAAGCAUGGGAAAUAUUAAAAGAAAAACUUGUAUCACAUGUUUGUAGAAUAGAUGACAAUGUAUUAUUAAGUUUACCAUCAGAAUAUCAUAAUGCUAAGUUGGAUCUGAAAUCCAGAUUAGCAGCUUUCUUACCAUCUACAAAGGGACCAGGUGUAUGUUCAUACAUUUUGGUAGAUUUCCUGUGUCGCAAACAUAAUGAAUUUCUAGAGAGUAUCUGUCUUUUGAGAAAACAAAAGUUUGAAGAUAUAAUAACUGUUCAUUCCAAGGACUUGACAACUUACCAUUUAUUUUCAUUCCACCUUGUAAAAGAUAUUGAACCUUUAGUCCUGAGUAAUUGUCAUUAUUCAUUCUAUCUACACUAUAAAGGAUCUGAGAUUACCUAUGACUUUGAUGGUUUUGAGAACCAGGCUGUAGAUCGUUUAUUCAGUAGAAAAUCAAGAAUUCUGACUAAUGGCCCAGUUAUUCCAAUAGAAACAAUGUUAUUUAAAGCUGAUUCAAGUAAUGCUUUGGUAUUUACAGCAAUAAGAAAUCUUAUUCCACAGAUUCAUCUAAAUUCUGUAGUGAAGAGACAAAUAACUGAAGAACUUCAGAAACUAACCAAUAUUUGUGAUUCUAUUAAUAACUUGGAUGUUGCUACAUCCUUUGUUAAAUCACUAGGUGGUGAGCCUGAGAUGAAUAUACAUAUCUUUAUGUCUGAUACACUGAAAAUGCAGUCCUCCCUUAUGUCUCCAACAGCUAGAAGCGAGUGUAAACUGCAGCAUAUCCAAUCAUUAUGGUUAAUUUUAUCAUUUGCUAAAGAAAAAAUAUUAACAUUAAGAAAAAAGGAUUCAUUUGUUGAUUUUGAGGAAGGAUUGAAUGUUAAAGUGGAAGACAGUGAUAAGACUGUAAUAGAAGAGGAAUGUAAAAAAUUAUCUAUAGAAAAAUUGGAAGUUAUUUUGCAUUUCAUUUAUGAAAAUAUCCUUCUUAAAAUAGCACAACCCGAAGUGGAAUAUAGAGAAAUGAAAUUAAAAGAAUUACUUUGUGUUGAAUUGGAGAAUUGUUCAAACUUUGCUCAUAGACCACCUGAAUAUGAUAAAGUAAAUGGAGAUAUAUUUUUGACAUGGCCAGAAAAUGUAUUGGGUAUUCAUGCUAUACAUGUGUGGAAAACUAUUUUACAUGUGUUCACUAAAAAAGAUGAAGAUUAUUUUGGAUAAAGCCUUUUUUUUAUUUCCUUUUAUUGAAAUUUUUUAUAAUAGUAGAGCUUAUUUUGUUGGUUUUUUUUUUUUAAUUUUAAUGAAUCUGUGAUAAAGAUCAUGUUUAAAUUUAUGAAUAAUUUAUAAUAUAGAUAUUUUCUGUAAUGGCCAUUGAAAAUGUCAAUUUAGAUUUAGUUAGAUGUUUUAUAAUUACCAACUUUAUUUUGCUAGAGUUAACAAAAUUUGAAAAUAUUCGAAAAAGCAACUGUAGAAUGAAGCUUGUUUGCUGUCGUAAAAAAGCUUUGAAUAUCACGUCUUUAUAUCUAAAAGACAAGCAAUGUUUUGCUACCUUAAUUCACCCAUUUGAAAUAUGUUGAAUACACCCUUUCUCUUAAAAAUAAUUGCUCAACAAUUUGUUGAAACUUGAUGAAGUUGUCUUUGAUCAUUCAAUGAUGAACUUUUUUACAAAUAACAAAAAUGUCUUAUACAAAUUAUUGCUCUUAGCUUGUAAUCACAAAUUGUGUUUCUCCUUUAAGGCAGGUCAGCUUUAAACAACCAGUAUUUGUGGUUGGGAGAGUGAAAUACUUUAAAAAUACAAACCAUCAUCUUACCUUUUUUGAAAGUUUUAACUGAAAAUAUCCUGUUUUUUUUCUCAAAUUUGUUUUUAAAACAGUUUUUUGGUUGCUAGGUAAAGGUAUUGAUACUAUAAAAAGGGUUUAGAUAUAUUACACAAAAUAAAAUUGGUUGGCCCUUUAAGUAGUGUAAUAAUUAUAAUUGUUUUUAUUUAAAUUAUAUCCAAGUUCAGAAAUUAAAAAAAAUAUUUUUUUAACUUUUGGCCCUUGUUCUUCAAAAUUUAUACCAAAUUUUUUACUGUAUAGAACACUCUUAACGGUAUAGUUCUACAAGAAAUGUAUGAAUUAAGGCUAAAUAUUUCAUGUUGGUUAUUGCUGCCUUCCUGCCAAAUGUCUAAAUUUAAACCUGGCAAGAUAUGAUAUAUCGUGCAUCUGUACUUUGAAAUGUUUAUUAAGAUGUAGAUAGCUUCUUUCUUAAAGGAGAACAUAUUUGUUUACGUGUUGAUAAGUCUUGAUUCCAACUUCUUAUCAAAAUCUGACAAGAGAGAUCUUGUAACCCACAGAAGUGCCUUAUAGCUGCCCUGCAACUGAGAUUGUCAACUGGGAGUCUCUUUCGAAUGUCCACAUAGAUAAGAUUACUAAAAAUCUGUGUGUUUUAUUCAAUUCAUUAUUUAAUCAACUGUCAAAUCUCUUAGCGUAUUAUUAAUUUGAAAAUAUAACAUUCUUAUAAUUACAUAUAUAUAUAUAUCUUUGUGAGAUAUUUAAUAAAAGCUGUUUUGUAAAUUCUCAUGUUUCAUGUGAUGAUUUAUAUUCUUGA